Nelumbo nucifera (sacred lotus) is the source of this 2480-nucleotide messenger RNA. Its product is annotated as protein SIEVE ELEMENT OCCLUSION B-like. Gene Ontology annotation, biological process: phloem development. Lineage: Eukaryota; Viridiplantae; Streptophyta; Magnoliopsida; Proteales; Nelumbonaceae. The record is from RefSeq and is a predicted model, not a curated record.
ACACCAUAUCUUCCCUCUCACAUCCUCUCCCCUCAACCUUAGGUUGUGCUUCUGAGAAAAAAGUGUCAAUCGUGUCAUUCCAAGGAGCUCCAAAGACAUACCAGAUGAGGGGCGACAGAAAUAUCAUGUUCUCGACAUCAGACGACAGUGCGAUGAUGAAGCAAAUUCUGGCCACCCAUGCUCACGAUGGUCGAGAGAUUGACGUCAAACCUCUCAUCCAACUCAUCGGGGACAUCUUUCAAACUUCACCCCCCACCGCCCCCACCGCCGUAGAUGGCGUCAUUGUACCUGCUGCGGAAACACAUCCCAUUGAUGCGUUGGUUGACAAAACCCAACACCUUGGCUUCGUUGGCGUGAUGGAAGCAGUGGCGUAUACCAUACAUAAAAUUUCCACCGAGAUAUCGUACAAGUGCUCCGGGGGCGCAGAUGCACAUGCAACAACACAGUCGGUAUUCAACAUGGUAUCAAGUUACACAUGGGAAGCAAAGAUGGUGCUAGCCUUGGCAGCUUUCGCAGUGACGUAUGGGGAGUUCUCGCUUGUAUCUCGGUUUUACCUCACAGACCAACUAGCCAAGUCAAUUGCUCUCCUUAAGCAGCUUCCUGACAUACUUGAGCAUUCCGAGCUUUUGAAACCCCGGUUCGAUGCACUUAGGAAACUCUUCAUGUCUUUGCUGGAUCUAACCAAGUGCGUUAUCGAGUUCAGGGGGUUGCCCACCCAAUACAUCUCGUCCGACACACCGCCCAUGUCCGUCGCCGUGAACCUUAUCCCAACUGCUGCAUAUUGGACGGUCAGAAGUGUUGUCGCGUGCUCCACCCAGAUCAUUAGUCUCAUUGGCUUUGGUUACGAGUACGUGCCAUCGACUGCUGAGGCAUGGGAGUUAUCCAGCUUGGCUCACAAGAUCAGCAACAUACUGGAUCUCCUCAAGAAACAACUCCAUCUUUGCUACCAACACAUAGACGAGAAGAGACACCUGGAAGCUUUUCAGACGCUUAUUCGCCUUUUCGAGACUCCCCAUAUCGACAACACAAAGAUUCUGAAAGCAUUGAUUUACGCCAAGGAUGAUUUGCAACUGCUUUUUGAUGGCACCAGGGUUGGACUUGAUGUGCUGAGAAGGAAGAACGUGUUAUUGCUAAUAUCGGACCUUGAUAUCUCUCGCGACGAGCUUUCAAUUCUGGAGCAAGUGUACAUGGAAUCCCGACAACAACCCACCAGGCCGGAGAGUCAGUUUGAAGUGGUUUGGAUUCCGGUGGUGGACAGGUCGUUGCCGUGGGAUCAGUACAAGCAAACCGAUUUUGAGCGACUUCAGACGUCCAUGCCUUGGUACUCGGUGCACCACCCUUCACUGAUCGAUCCGGCUGUCAUCAGGUACAUCAAGGAGAUAUGGAACUUCGGGAAGAAGCCGAUCCUAGUGGUGCUGGAUCCACAGGGUAAGGUUGUGUGCCAGAAUGCCAUCCACAUGCUAUGGAUAUGGGGAAGUAUGGCCUUCCCUUUCACCAGCAACAAGGAGGAAUCACUGUGGAAGGAACAAACCUGGAAACUUGAUUUUCUAGUGGAUGGCAUUGAUCAACAGAUCCUCAAUUGGAUAGUCGAGGAACGAUACAUCUGCUUGUAUGGAGGGGAUAACCUUGAAUGGAUGGAAGCAUUUGUGAAUGCGUUACGAGCUGUUGCACUAGAAGACAACAUCAGCAUAGAGUUCAUGUACGUGGGGAAGAGCAAGCCCAAGGAGCCACAGGCUAAAAUCAACGGAGUGAUCAUGUCGAAGAAGCUGGGUCAUUUCCUGUCAGAACGAGCAUUGAUCUGGUUCUUUUGGGACCGGUUGCAGAGGAUGUAUUACUCCAAGAUGAAGCAACCCAGGAAGAACGCUGGUGAACAUGACCACAUAAUGCAGGAGGUGAUGACGAUGCUGAGCUUUGAUAGCAGCGACCAGGAAUGGGCUGUCAUCAGCAGGGGCUCCUUCGAGAUGGCCAGAGCCAAAGGAGACCAAAUUUUGAAGUCCAUAAGAAUGCACGAGGAGUGGAAGGAGCAGGUGGGCAGCAAAGGAUUCAUACCCGCGCUGAAUGAUCACCUGCAUGGCCACCCCCCUGAACAUCACUGCAAUCGUCUCAUCCUCCCCGGAACAGUCGCCAAUAUCCCGGAGACGGUGCCUUGUUCAGAGUGCAACCGCCCCAUGGAGAAGUACGUCCUGUAUCGUUGCUGCACUGAUUGAAGAGCCAUUUCUGAGGCUGAUUAAAUUAAAUAUUCAUACUUCUUUGUGAAGGCCCGUCCUUGGGAUAAUAUAGUAGUGGCGUUACUAUCACUAUAACUAGUUUGCCCUUGAUAAUAGCGGUGUUUGUUCGUGUGAGAUUAUUACCAGAGUCCUCAACCUAUUAGUAGUAUGAAUUAUUGGUAUCAGUGUAAUUUUAUCAUCAUAGUCAUCAGACUAUGUUGUAGUUGUAGCUUUGUGAUAUUAAUAAUAAUAAUAAUUAUGCGAAGGCCUUUA